Messenger RNA from Quercus lobata, 576 nucleotides. RefSeq lists its product as uncharacterized. Lineage: Eukaryota; Viridiplantae; Streptophyta; Magnoliopsida; Fagales; Fagaceae. Bases 1 to 576 code for a protein of 191 amino acids. The transcript has a single exon. The record is from RefSeq and is a predicted model, not a curated record.
AUGGUGCCGGCAGAUGAUUGCCCAGGCAAGCAACCCUCCGAGAAGAAGUUAAAGUUCACUCGGGAGCCCAUUGCCUUCAAUGAUGACGAUCUAGAAGAAAUGAUUCAAUUGCACGACGAUACUUUGGUGGUUACAACCCAAGUAAAUGGUUUUAUAGUGAACAGAGUAAUGAUAGAUCGAGAGAGUAGUGCUAAAGUGAUGUACCCCGACUUGUUCAAAGGGCUUGACCUAAACAAUGAAGAUCUCUCCAAGUACGAUACGCCCCUGGUGGGGUUUAAUGGCCAAAUGGUGAUCCCGGAGGGGCAGAUUUUGCUUCCCAUGAAUAUGGAAGGUAAGGAAGUGAUGGUGACAUUUAUAGUGGUCGCUUCGUUUUCUCCGUAUACAACAAUCCUUCGAAGGCCGUGGAUUCAUGCAAUGGGGGUAGUUUCGUCCACCCUGCAUGUGAAGGUCAAAUUUUGCACCGAGUUAGGCAUCGCUAUAGUGAGGGGAAACCAACAAGUGGCUAGGCAGUGCUUGGUGGCCACUGUUAACCAGGAGAUCAAACAGAAGGAACCGGCCAAGAAGGUUCCCUUAUAG